This is a messenger RNA of Dovyalis caffra, 990 nucleotides long. The record is from the annotation of a GenBank genome assembly. NCBI's taxonomy places the organism in Eukaryota, Viridiplantae, Streptophyta, Magnoliopsida, Malpighiales, Salicaceae.
AUGACUUCAGGCACGAGACUGCCAACAUGGAAAGAAAGAGAGAACAACAAGAGAAGAGAAAGGAGAAGAAGAGCCAUUGCAGCAAAGAUCUUUUCUGGGCUAAGAAUGUAUGGCAACUACAAGCUUCCAAAACAUUGUGAUAAUAAUGAAGUCCUUAAAGCCCUCUGCAAUGAGGCUGGCUGGACCGUCGAGCCCGAUGGCACCACUUACCGCAAGGGAUGCAAACCUGUGGAGCGCAUCGACAUUAUUGGUGGUUCUGCAACAGCAAGCCCAUGCUCCUCCUACCACCCUAGCCCCUGUGCUUCCUACAACCCAAGUCCUGGAUCCUCUUCCUUUCCCAGUCCAGCUUCAUCCUCCUAUGCUGCUAAUACCAAUGUGGAUGGCAAUUCGCUCAUACCAUGGCUGAAAAACCUCUCAUCGGCGUCUUCAUCAGCAUCCUCUUCUAAGUUCCCCCAUCUCAACAUCCAUGGUGGCUCCAUAAGUGCUCCUGUUACUCCUCCUCUGAGCUCUCCAACUGCUCGAACCCCCAGAAUAAAAGCUGACUGGGAAGACCAAUCUAUUCCCCCAGGCUGGGGUGGGCAGCACUACUCCUUUUUGCCAUCUUCAACUCCACCAAGCCCUGGCCGCCGAAUUGUUCCUGAUCCAGAAUGGUUCGUGGGGAUUCGAAUACCACAAGGUGGUCCCACUUCUCCCACAUUCAGCCUGGUUGCCUCCAACCCAUUUGGCUUCAGGGAAGAAGCUUUAGCUGGUGGUGAAUCCAAUGGCGGAUCCCGCAUGUGGACUCCUGGUCAAAGUGGCACGUGUUCACCUGCCAUUGCAGCCGGCUCCGAUCAUACAGCUGAUAUUCCCAUGGCUGAAGUGAUUUCAGAUGAGUUCGCAUUCCGAUGUAAUGCAACUGGGCUAGUGAAGCCAUGGGAAGGAGAGAGGAUCCAUGAAGAGUGUGGAUCAGAUGAUCUAGAGCUUACACUUGGGAACUCAAGAACCAGGUGA